GCCCCGCCCCUUCCGGGGCCGCCAGGAGCCGUUUCCGGUGGCGGCCCCUCUGCUCGCUCCCGGCUCGAGCAACCCCGGGCCCGAUUGUAAACUCCUGACGUUCCCCCCCCCCCCCCCCCCCCCACCGGGCGCGCCGGCGAGACCUCUUUUCGGUGUCCGGGAACCGAGCAGAGGCCGGGAAGGCCGGUCCCGUGCCGCUGGUCGCAGGGCUUCCUGCUCCGAAGUGGGAAAAUGUGCUGCGACAAGUGGAGCCGCGUGGCCGAAAUGUUUCUCUUCGUUGAAGACCUGGAGGAGGAUUGUAAGAUCCUUUGCCUGUGCUCCAGGGCAUUUGUGGAAGACCGAAAAUUGUGCAAUUUGGGAUUAAAAGGCUACUAUGUCAAAGGCAAUGGUGACAAUGCAGGAGACCAAGCAACAGAAGAGGAGGAAGGUGGCACGGCAGAGUCACAUGACAGCAAAGGCUUAGGCCUAGAUGAAAGUGAACUUGAUUCUGAGGCUGAACUCAUGAGAAGUAUGGGACUACCACUCCAGUUUGGUGGUGUAUCUGCACAUAAGACUUUUGAGGUGUCUAUGAAUACUAGAAAUAAAGUUAAAGUCAAAAAGAAAAAGAAAAAACAGCAAAAGAAGUACUUGCAUGAAAUUAUGAGAGAAUCUUGGAGACAAGAAUAUGAAGAAGAUGACAUUUUGGCUUCCGAUGAUCCGUCUUCAGUUGAACAGUAUGAGAACACCAAAACAUGUGAACUUCAAACCAAAAAGGACAUUGAAACUGAAAAUCUUCCUGUUGAAAAUACAUUAUGCCCAAAGCUAGAAAUUACAGAGAAGUGGGAAAAGUAUUGGAAUGAAUAUGGCGGAGGACUCUUAUGGCAAAGCUGGCAAGAGAAACAUCCAGGUCAGACACUGUGUUCUGAACCUUGGAACGUUCCUGAUACAAAGGAGGAAUGGGAACAACAUUAUAGUCAACUCUAUUGGUAUUAUUUGGAACAAUUUCAGUAUUGGGAAGCUCAGGGUUGGACUUUUGAUGCCCCAGAAACCUGUGAUACAGAUACUGGUGAGCCUAAAAUAGAGGUUGACGACGAGAAAGAUGAAAAUUGCAUAAAAGCGGACUUAACGUCUUUUCCAUCUUCAUCUAUAACCAUUGAUAGUGAAAGCUCUAGUUCAAGUGAUAAAGAGCAUAAUGAAAUACUUGAUGGGGUUAGUAACUUAAGUCUGAAUUCAGAGGAAGUGGAACAGAGCCGGUUAGAUUCUUCAGUAAGUUACGAUGGAUGUCAGUUGCUAAGUGAAGUCGGCAGCAGCAGAGAAUGCCCUGCUGGCCAAAGUGAACCACGUCACGGAGGAACCAAGGACAGCAACGUGUCUGGGAACAGAAGUGCAAACCAACCAGCUCAGGAUUCACAGGACUCUUCCGAAGCAAACGCAAUCAGAGAAAGACCACACUCCAACAGUAUUGAUGGAGACGAGAGUGAAGAAGAUCCACCUGAACAUAAGCCAAGCAAACUCAAGAGGAGCCACGAGCUGGACGUCGAUGAAAACCCAGAUUCAGACUUUGAUGACAAUGGUUCCCUUCUGGGAUUCAAGCAUGGCUCAGGACAAAAAUAUGGUGGAAUUUCAAAUUUCAGUCAUCGGCGGGUCAGAUACUUGCAGAAGAAUGUGAAGUAUAAGUCAAAGUUCCUGGACAUGAGAAGACAAAUAAAUAUGAAAAACAAACACAUCUUCUUUACUGAAGAGUCAGAUAAAACAUUUUUCAAGAAAAGCAAAGCUUUGACUAAGGUAGAAAAAUUUCUAAAAUGGGUUAAUGAACCAAUGGAUGAGGAAGCAUCACAGGAGUCAGUUUCUCAUGACAACGUGCAAGACACGUGCACAAGCAGUGAUUCAGAGGAGCAAGAAAUGUCUGUUAAAAAAGGCGAUGACCCACUUGAGACGAGCAGUCAAGAACCUGGAAGGUGUCACGCCGUGUCUUCAGCUGGUGAACUGGAAACAGAAAAAAAUGAAGGAGACAGCACAGUAACAGCUAUUACACAUCAGGAAGAUUGUGUUACUCAGAUUACACCAGACUCUCUACAGGUCGACACUGAAGCUGAAAGUAAAAAGAAGAAGACAAAGAAAAACAGGAACAAAAAGGUAAUUGGCCUGCCUCCCGAGAUAGCUGCUGUUCCUGAGCUGGCAAAGUACUGGGCCCAGAGAUACAGGCUCUUCUCCCGUUUUGAUGAUGGGAUUAAAUUGGACAAAGAGGGCUGGUUUUCCGUGACCCCUGAGAAGAUUGCUGAACACAUUGCUGGCCGGGUCAGCCAGUCCUUCAAGUGUGACAUUGUAGUAGAUGCAUUUUGUGGAGUCGGAGGAAAUACCAUUCAGUUUGCCUUAACAGGAAAGAGAGUGAUUGCCAUUGAUAUUGAUCCUGUUAAGAUCGAUCUUGCUCGCAAUAAUGCAGAAGUUUAUGGAAUAGCAGACAAGAUAGAGUUCAUCUGUGGAGAUUUCCUCCUGCUGGCUUCUCACUUAAAGGCUGAUGUUGUGUUUCUUAGCCCCCCUUGGGGAGGACCAGACUACGCUACCGCAGAGACCUUUGACAUUAGGACCAUGAUGUCUCCAGAUGGCUUUGAAAUUUUCAGGCGUUCCCAGAAGAUCACUAAUAAUAUUGUUUAUUUCCUUCCAAGAAAUGCUGAUAUUGACCAGCGUGCAUUGACUGUUCUCAAGUAACGUGGAGGAGACAGGCCAGGCUAGAAACUAGCGUCGACUCUGGCUGUGCCCUGGGGUCACUGGGGACCCUUAGAAAAACUGUGGCUGUGUAAGCCCCACCUCAGAAACUGAUCUAACCAGGUUCGUAAAGCUGCCAGAUCAUUCUAAGGUGGAGCCCGGGCAGCCUAGCGCUGCUCACCGCUACGUUAGCCCCGGUGAUAACCUCAGGGGACCAGAGUGUCAGGUGAGCUGUGGGGUUGCCAGCCCAGGAACCACAAGACCGCAGUUCAUUGUCACCAAACACCACGUCAGGAGGCAACUCCUCGCUCUUGGGGAGGGGCUGGACCGAAGCGGAUUCACGGGCUCUUUCAUCCCCGAGUGUCAUUCAUCAGCUCGCGGGUGUGGAGAGGGAGGAGUGAGACGGUGGCUGUCAGGGACUCGUGGCCACCUGUUCCUCUCAGCUCGUCACGCGGGAUUUCUUUUCAGACUGCCCUAACGACUGAACGUUGACCAGAGUUCCCGGUUUCUGGAAGUGAGGCCGAGUAUGCCAAAUACAGGGCAAUUGGCCGAGGGAGCAGCCGGAGCGGCACUUGCGAGUUCUUGUUCUCCUUCUUCCUGUGCCGGCU
This is a messenger RNA of Herpailurus yagouaroundi (jaguarundi), 3293 nucleotides long. It is a transcript of the gene TGS1, whose product is annotated as trimethylguanosine synthase 1. The transcript has 13 exons. The coding region runs from base 232 to 2688 and encodes 818 amino acids. Gene Ontology annotation, molecular function: RNA cap trimethylguanosine synthase activity. Gene Ontology annotation, cellular component: nucleus. The record is from RefSeq and is a predicted model, not a curated record. Gene Ontology annotation, biological process: 7-methylguanosine cap hypermethylation. NCBI's taxonomy places the organism in Eukaryota, Metazoa, Chordata, Mammalia, Carnivora, Felidae.